AUGUGCUCAGACAGGCUUUACACUGGCGACGAAGUCCGAUGGAAAGAGAGUGUUGUCGAAGCAUACUGGAACUUCUUAAUAACGUUCCAGUUUCCAAAGCAUGACAAUCCCCCAAGUUUAACGUGCCCCGACUGCAAUAAUACCGAACUAACGGGCUUUGGCAUGAAUGGUUCCGAAUAUUUUGUGCGAUCGUUGCAUAUGAAGCAUCAUAUGUUAUUGGCUCGAGGUCAGGUCACUUCUGUGGACGACUGGUUUUGCGAUGUAAACUGGGGAAAUUGUAAUACUUUAGUUCCGAAAGCUAUGUUGCGUUUGGCAGAAGAUCAGUGA
Messenger RNA from Cylicostephanus goldi, 327 nucleotides. Lineage: Eukaryota; Metazoa; Nematoda; Chromadorea; Rhabditida; Strongylidae. The record is from the annotation of a GenBank genome assembly.